AUGGAUUUGGGUAUGGAUAUAACGUUAACUGUAAUACAUCUUAUGACCCUCCCAGACCAUUCGUCGGCACAGAUCAAGCAUCAAGAUUUCGGGACUUGUCCUCGGCCAUUUACGUUUUCUAACACAAAGAACAGGUUUUUUGUUGUUGGGUGCUGGUCUGGUGGGUUUAUUCAAGUUUAUGAUGAACAAGAUCAGGUAACUGAAACAAGCCACUGUGUAUCAAAUUUCAACACUAGGGAACAGGUGAAAGAAGGGUUAUGCAAUGGCAAUGGGUGUUGUCAGAGUGCAGUUUCGAGGGGGAUAAAGAUAUCUAGCACAGGGGUGGUAAGAAGUAACACUACCUAUUUGUCUUUCAACCCUUGCAGUUACGCUUUCCUGGGUGAUUAUGAGCAAUUCAACUUCGACGCAUCUUAUCUUCUGGAUGACCAGAGUAAAAUAAGAGACAUACCUUUCGUUCUCGAUUGGGUUUUAGGGAAUAAGACAUGUGAAGAAGCAAUAAAAGAUUCAGCCACUUAUGCUUGCCAGGAGAACACCUACUGUCAAAAUUCAGACAACAGUCCGGGAUAUCGUUGUACUUGUCUUGAAGGUUACAAGGGAAACCCCUAUCUCAAACCUGGAUGCCAAGACGUGGACGAGUGUGAGGAUCAAAACAAUAAUCCUUGCGAGGGGAUUUGCAUCAACACCAACGGCGGCUACAAUUGUACUUGUCCAACGGGAAGUGUAGGCGAUGGGAGGAAAGACGGGCGAGGUUGCACUAGCAGUAUUGUCAAGAAAGAAAACUUUCCAAUUCUCAGAGUUACUCUAGGAAUUGGUUUUGGACUAUUGUCUAUAAUUGUUGCGAGUUCUUGGUUAUACUUUAUAAUGAAGAAAAGAAAGUCAAUCAAACUGAAAGAAAAAUUCUUCAAGCAAAAUGGAGGAGAGCUAUUGAAACAACUGUCGGAGAAAUUACUAAUAAUGUAACUGAGAAGAAGAUACUUAGCUCAAAAUAAUGUUGCUGAUGUUGCUGCACAGAAAAUGUAGAGGCACGUAAACUACGCUGUCUUAAAGGAAAUAUCGCCUGCCA
Molecule: messenger RNA, 1063 nt
Organism: Papaver somniferum (opium poppy)
Lineage: Eukaryota; Viridiplantae; Streptophyta; Magnoliopsida; Ranunculales; Papaveraceae
Product: wall-associated receptor kinase 2-like
Exons: 4
Coding region: 1-960 (319 amino acids)
Molecular function (GO): calcium ion binding
Source: RefSeq, a predicted model, not a curated record